Messenger RNA from Alnus glutinosa, 1822 nucleotides. Its product is annotated as transcription factor BHLH089. Gene Ontology annotation, cellular component: nucleus. The coding region runs from base 535 to 1398 and encodes 287 amino acids. Lineage: Eukaryota; Viridiplantae; Streptophyta; Magnoliopsida; Fagales; Betulaceae. Gene Ontology annotation, biological process: regulation of DNA-templated transcription. Gene Ontology annotation, molecular function: protein dimerization activity; DNA-binding transcription factor activity. The transcript has 6 exons. The record is from RefSeq and is a predicted model, not a curated record.
CCUGCUAACGAGUACGCCUCCCGUGCCAUCCCCACCGUUGAACCAUCCCCACCGUUGAAAACGCAGAAGAUGGAGUAGACGGGAGUUUAGAUUGAUCGGACGGUGGAUAAGGGAGGCGCAGGUGCGCGUGAGGGAGAGAGAAGAAGAGCCUGGAUUGAAAGGGCUGGACCUGGACUGGCGUCUGGACCCUCCGAGAAAACCUCACUGGAAGUGACUUUUGUUUGCUACUCCCGAGGUCUCUGUCUCUGAAUAGCGAGUGGUGGUGGACAUAGAAAGAGAAACACUGUGCGCACCAACCUCCACUGUCCAAGGAGAUCACACACAGCUUCAAACCUCACCUUCGCUUUUCGUUCUAAAUAAAACGCGCUCUCUUUCUCUAGGCUUCUUUUUCGAAGCUACUACUACUGCUUGAGAGGAAAAAAAAAGAAAAAAAACUUGUGUCUUUCUCUCUCGCUCGUAACUUGACUUAUCAAAGCUUAUAAAUGUGUGAGAGACUCGAAUCCGAAUAGGGUUGUGCUGUGUUGUGCGUGAGAAAUGGAUCCGCCGGCUAUGAUGGACGAGGGAUCGUUUACGAACGCGAAUGUGCCGCCGUACAACCUGGCGGAGAUCUGGCAGUUCCCGAUGAAUGGCGGCGAGGGCGUGGGGGAGUUUGGACGGGGAUUGGGGCUGGGGAGCGCGCAGUUCGGGGACGUUAGCGGUGCGAAUCAGGACGUUUCGGGGAGUGAUCCAAUGAGUUUGGACCUGAGAGCGAAUCACGGCGGUGGUGGUAGAGGCGGUGCUAAUGGCGGUGGUGCGAAGAAGCGGCGUGAUUUGGAUGACGAGUCCGCCAAGGGCGUCUCCACCAGCAAUAUUGGCAAUGGCAAUGGCGCGAGUGAUUGCGACGGAAAGCGGCUCAAAACAUCAGGAUGUGGGGAUGAGAAUGUCGAUUCAAAAGCUGAAGCAGAAGCCAAUUCAGGCAAGCGUGUGGAAGAGAAUCCUCAACCACCGCCGGAGCCGCCCAAGCAAGACUACAUCCACGUACGAGCGAGAAGGGGUCAAGCUACUGACAGCCACAGUCUAGCGGAAAGAGCUAGAAGAGAAAAGAUAAGCGAGAGGAUGAAAAUUCUCCAGGAUCUGGUCCCUGGCUGUAACAAGGUUAUUGGCAAAGCGCUGGUUCUUGAUGAAAUAAUUAAUUACAUCCAAUCGCUACAGCAUCAGGUUGAGUUCUUGUCAAUGAAGCUCGAAGCAGUUAAUACAAGAGUGAGCCCUGGUAUUGAAGUGUUUCCUUCUAAAGAUGAAACUCAUACAUUUGAUACUGCUGGCAUGGUGUUUGGCUCACAAGCUACAAGGGAGUACACCCGUGGGUCAUCACCAGAGUGGUUGCACAUGCAGGUUGGUGGUGGUUUUGAGAGAACGUAGUCUAUGAAGCCUUCGUUCAUGCCCCAAAAGGGAAAAGAAAAAAAAAAAAAUGAAGUCCUUAAUUUGUAAUAAAAGCAUUAAGAGGCAAUGCUUACUCCCCCUUCAGUGGUUGUCACUGAAUAUACCCCCAAUAUACUUCAACAUGUUAAACUAAAAACAGACACAUCAGGCAUGGAGCUGUGGAAUUGCUGUCUAUAAGAGACUGCUUUUAAGUUACUAUAUGAACAACUCCAUUUGUUUGUGUGUUGGAAUAUGAAUUCUUUUGCUUCAUAUAGUUUGUAGCAGCCUUCAACGUUGUCUCUGUGCUAGCUAAUAUCCAAUUGUAACCUCCUAGAGCGAGUGUUGUUCUUUGUGAAUUAAAGAAUGUCGCUUGUUGAGAAGCUGAAGCCUUUAAUAAAUUAAGCCAGUCUAGUGCUAUUCAUUU